AUGCCAACAAAUGAAAUGUUGUUGGAGUUUCCUCCUGACUAUUAUAGAUACGUUAGUCAUCUACCUACUAGAAUAACCCAAGAGAUGUAUAUAAUGGCCGAUUUAAGUAGUGAUAUUCCAAAUGAUGCUGCAGACUUAUCGCCUCUUUAUAUGGGCAAUGAAGAAAUCCUCUGCAAGAUAACUAUUGAUUCUAAUGGACUUUUACGUUGCAAACCUGAUUUUACUCGCGGGUCUGUUAAGUACAAAAUAAAAAGCAAACAAAAAGGGUCAUAUUAUUUUACGUUGGAAAAUAUUUCACUUCAAAUGUCUGAUCUGGACAAACAGAAAAUAAGAAACAUGGAUAAAGAGAUAACACUUCGAAAAUAUUCUCACUUUUGUGCCUCCAUCGGCAAACAGUUUGAAAUGCCAAAUGAACAAAGUUACAGGCUUUUUAUCGCUGGAGAGAUAAUGGGUGCGACUAACUUUGAAAACCCUGGAUUGUAUGUACAAUAUUAUCUUGAAUUACCACAAAACUGGAAAGCGUAUGAUCAUAAGCUAUUAUGUGGAAGUUCCCAGAUAGCCUCUAUCAAAAAUUAUGGAAACGAAGAAAUAAUUAUGUUUUCGCAUCCGAUCGAAUUUGACCUAACAUAUAAACCUGAAAUAAGUAUCGACUUAACGAAAGGACCAGUUUCAAUAUGGCCUACACUGUAUUUUGAAGUCCAGUCGCUUGACUUUUGGACUCGGAGUCGAACUGAAGGGUAUGGAUUCACAGAACUUCCGCGCAUUGCUGGUGCUCACUCAAUUAUUGUGAGUUGUUGGCGCCCAGUAGGAGAUUCUGUUGUAGAGGAACUAAGAAGAUUUUUUAUAGGUGGAACAUGCCAACUAGAGGACCCCACAUUUGCCAAAAUACCUGGAUCAUUUGAAAGCAAUAACUUAGCGAAAUAUGGAUUUCGUACAAAAAGCGCGGGAAAACUAUUUCUGAAUCUAAAUUGUGCAAUCCAAAGCUGGUCCAAUCUAUACAGGACCAUGAGCAGAUGUCCAACAACGGGUGAUGAGAAGCAAAGAAGGAUAGCACUUGCACACAUGGAUGUUUCAACGAUAAUAAAAGCAUACCAAAAAGCUCGUUCAAAAUUACUGGAGACCAGGAAAGUUAUAGAAGGUUUGGGGAAAGUCAAUUUUUAA
This is a messenger RNA of Schistosoma curassoni, 1161 nucleotides long. The record is from the annotation of a GenBank genome assembly. Lineage: Eukaryota; Metazoa; Platyhelminthes; Trematoda; Strigeidida; Schistosomatidae.